AAAUAGAUAUUCAUGAAUAAAUAAAUAAUUUUUGAAAAAACACAAAAUUUGCGAUACUUUUUGAACACACCUCGUAAAUGCUAAUAAAGCAUCGCGACAACAACUCAAGGAAAUGCAGCGUCAUAAUCGCGCUUUGGAGGGGCGUGGUUUACAUUUGUCUCCGUAGAAACGUGGUAGCGGUGUUAAGAGAAAAAGCGGAAAAAAAACGUCGUGGACGAAAACAUUGAAGAUGCUCGAAUUGCCGCGCUCUGGUAUCACGACGAAUGAGCAGUUGUAUCGCUCGGCGUAUCGAUUGCAUAUUCCGUUUUUCAGAGGCGUAUUUAUGCGCGAUGCGCUUCCGACAAAGCCGCGUCGCACUGAGAGUGGAAUCGUAAACCUUGAUGACUCGACAGGGCCGAGCACCCAUUGGGUUGCUUAUGCAAAGAGAGGAAAUAUUGCGAUUUACUUCGAUGGUUUCGGCAAUCUUUGGCCGCCGAAAGAACUCGAGCGAUAUUUGGGGAAUGAUAUAAAUUUACUGUACAAUCGACAUUCGUAUCAGACGUUUGAUCAGAGCAUUUGUGGACAAUUGUGUUUACAGUUUCUUUGGGAGAUCGAUUCAAAAAAGAAAGUUUAUCGGUUUUCGUCAUGUCGUUGACUCUCACGCUAAUUGGAAGAAGCAGCGUCCUUUCGGCGAGUUACUUUCUCGCUUUGGAUCUCAACGAUGGCGAGUACGAGUUGGGACUUGCGAAUUUUGAAACGUAUAAUACAAUACCAAAUAUUAAUUCUACGAACAAUAAGUUUUACUUUGAUGAUAAAACGAUAACGAUUCCCGAAGGAUCAUACGAAUUACCAGCUAUAAACAGAUUUUUGAGAGCUGCCAUAUUUCGCGAGCAACGAAUAAGUAGCCGCGACGAAAGAUAUUCUGAUGUAAUUGCUGAUGAUAUCGGUUACCUUUUUGAUUACGAGGAUGACAAUGAUAAAAAGGGUGAACGUUCAAUAAUUAUUCGCGCCAACGACAAUACUAUGAAAAGUGAGAUACGAUGUGCCUUUCAAGUCGAUUUUACCCAACCGGAGAAUAUCGGUUCGUUAUUGGGUUUUUCAUCUCGCAUAUUACAACCGAACAAAUGGUACGCUUCUGAUGAACCAGUAAAUAUCAUGAAUGUAAAUAUUAUUUGCGUAGAAUGUAAUAUUACUACAGGCGCGUAUAGCAAUGAUAAGCCGGUGCAUACGAUUCACGAAUUUGCGACGAACGUUCCACCGGGAUAUAAAUUGUCGAUCACACCGGCUCAAAUCAUUUAUCUCCCCGUCAUUGCGCGGAGUGUCACCGAUAUUACGUUGCGUGUAGUCGAUCAGAACGGACGAUCGAUCGAUUUUCGCGGUGAGGAGGUAACGAUUCGACUUCACUUACGACGAAAAUGAUAGAUAUGUUCGCAUGCGAAUGAUGCUCAUUCUGAACGAGUUUCACGCAAAGGAAAGUGCAUCGCAAACGUAUUAUCCGGAAAGAGACGGGAAUAACAUCGUAAGGACGAGAGGAAGAAGACGUGAAUUGACGACAGCAAAUGUUGCGUUUUUACGAUCGCUUGGUUUCGUUGUGAGAAAAGAAUAUGGCCCAGGAUAUUCUAAGUAUCGGAGGUGAGCCCGUCUUCGACGAUCGUAUUGUUAAAAUCGAAACUCACACUUACAAUCCGUAUGCAAACAUCACUUUUGGAUAUAGCGAUGAGAUACGCAUACCGAUAUAGCAGCAGGAUUUAUAUACUCUACCAUGUGAGAGUUUUCUGUACGUCGAGGGAAAGUUUUCGCUAAAACAGAUUAACACGCCGUCAACAUCGAAAGAUAAGGAUAGUUCGACAAUGACGCCAAUGAGAAGAGUUAAUAAUUGUGUAGCGUUUAUGUUCGAUGAGAUUCGAUAUGAACUCGAUGGCGUAGAGAUUGAUAGAAAUAGAAACGUAGGCAUAACGAGCACAAUGAAAAAUUAUGUAUCGCUAACAGAUGAUCGAAGCAGAACAUGGAAAAACGCGGGAUGGGACAUCGCGAUGCAACGGACUGCGGGGGAAUUCAGCUAUUGUGUACCUCUCAAUGUUCUUCUAGGAUUUUGCGAGGAUUACAAACGUCUGAUUAUUAAUACGCGUCACGAAUUUAUUCUUAUACGCGCACGCAAUGACGCUAAUUGCAUAAUUGCAAAUAUUUCCUCAGACGAACAGGUACUAACUCUAUUAAGAGUACAAUGGAAGAUGCCACACGUGAUGUUGAACGAUGUUAACAAAUUGGCGCUUUUACGAACAUCGGAGAGUGGUCGAUAUCUUAGCAUGGGCUUUCGAUCUUGGGACUUGUACGAGUUUCCGCUAUUACAGAGCACUACCAAACAUUCGUGGGCUGUAAAAACUGCUACACAAUUGGAAAAACCGCGAUAUAUAAUUUUCACGUUGCAAACAGGAAGACGAAAUAUUUUUGCGGAAGACGUUUCUAAAUUCGAUCAUUGUAAACUUACCAAUGUAAAAUUAUAUUUAAAUUCUGAAUUUUAUCCUUACGACGAAUUUAGAUUAUGAUAAUCAUAAGUACGCUAUAUUGUACGAUAUGUACACAAAAUUUAGAAAAGUUUAUUAUGGAUGUAAUCGCGAACCUCUUUUGUCUUUCGUAGAUUUUUUGGACAAUGGCCCUCUUGUGGUUAUUGAUUGUUCGAGGCAAAACGAAUCGGUAAAAAGCGCCACUGUAGAUGUUCGCAUUGAAUUUGAGUGUAAAGAAAAUAUUCCGGAAAAUACUACGGCUUAUUGUCUUAUUAUUCAUGAUAGAGUGGUGCAAUAUAAUCCUCUAACGAAUGUAGUACGCAAAAUCGUGUAGUGAAUAUUAAAACCGCAAACCUCGAUAGAGAUAACAUCAAUGCUACUACUACUGUUACGCAACGUAUCAUCGCCGAUCUAUAAAAAACCCAUUCGCUUCUACAAAAAAUCAGACACAAUCAGACAGUUGUUACAGUUCGCAUCUAUCGUUUGUUUUUUUCAUCUUUUUUAACAACAAAAAUGGCACGCACUCGUGAAUUGAGUGACGUACCAAUUUUUGUCGACUUACAAGGAUUUAUCAUGGGCGACAUUUUUCGAGUCAAGGAGGUAGCUGUUUUGCGACGGGGCGACGAACUUACACAUUAUGUAUUUCGUGCGCCAUUAGCAUGGAAUCUUCUGACGAAGGAUGAAAAACAACAAGCAAAUUGGUUAACGGCUCAUCACCAUCAUUUGCAUUGGAAGGAUGGUGAUAUUGAGUUUCGACAAGCAAAAAAACUAAUUAGAUGCGUUGUGCUUGACGGACUAUUUGAUGGUAAGGAUGACGAAAUCAUCAUAUACGUUAAAGGGCUUCAAAAAAAGACGUGGCUGCAACAGUAUCUUGACGAGGAUCACGAGUGCAGAAUAGACAGUAUCGAGGUUGAUUUCGAGGAUAUUGAGAGACUUAGGGAUUUGAAAGCAUCGAGAUCGUUCCACUGCAGACGUCAUGUUAAAAAUUGUGCUAUGGAUAAUGUUAUUAAAUUGUACAAAUGGUGGUCGCAACGCGCGAGGAAUCUAUUUCCACCAUCAAUUCCACAUUCACCAAGAGAUAAAAAGAAGAGAAAUAAGAGAGAGACUCGAGAUCUCGAUAUUGAUGAAUUUUGCGACGAUGACGAUGAUGACGGCGGCGGUAAUGGUGACAUUAUUGAGGAUGACGAAAGUAUCGAUAACGAUGCUGACCGCAAACGAGGACGCAAUGGAAGACUUUCGGCGCCUUUUACUUCUUCCGACGCUAAUAACUUAACAGAAAUACGUUCUCUGGCACUAUAAUAACAGAGUGAUAACGAGGAUGAUGCUGAUGACGACCACAACCGCGAUAAGAAGUUUUUAACCGCCUUUUGUUCUCUUUGAUAAACUUACGCGAUUCAAUGCUUUAAUUAUACGCUACCGUUAGCGCAGUAUUACUAACAAGAUUGUAUUAUCUUUCAUAAAGCUACUAAUAUACAUAAUUAUACGUUUUCGCAUUAUUGCGCAAUUCUCUUAUGAUAAAUAAAAAAAAGUUAUUUUACAAUCGGUAUCUUUUUUUGCCGACAUUCCCUCCCUCCUCUUUCAGAGUUUGUAUCACAUCCUUAUAAGUAGCCGAAAUCACAGCUUGAUCAGUUUAGUAGUCUUCUAGUUGCGAAUACGCUCUCAAACUGUUCGAGAUGCAUGUCACGCUCAUUUUUGUCGUUGCCAUUAUAUUUGCUAUUAAGCCAGAGAAUUGUGUGACUCAGGAUGUCGAUGUGAUAUUGUAUCUUUACAAAUAUGGCUAUCUUGACGAUAAUAAUACGCAACUUUCGAUGGAUAAUUCGAGUGUAACUCAUGCACUUGCGCUUUUUCAAGAAUAUUAUCAAUUGUCUGGUGACAGUAUUUUGAAUAACGUGACAUUAGAUGUGAUGCGUCGACCGCGAUGCGGUAAUCGGGAUAUUCCACACUACAAACAAAAUAGGCAAACGCCAAAGUGGACAAAAACGCAUUUAACGUGGAAUUUUCAAUUUGCCGAUAAAUUAACUUUGACAAUGGCUGAACAGGCAUUUUCUUUGUGGGUAGCAAAGACACCGUUAACUUUCGAGCGUAAAAUACUGGGGCCCGAUAUUAUGAUAUCGUACGAGGCGAGUAGACACACGAUGUCGGAUUUAUUCAACGCUCAAAUCUGCAGAGAAGUAUUUGACGGAAAAGGUGGAGUUGUUGCACACGCGAUACCUAUGGGUUUCUCUACCAAUGGACCUAUCGCUGCUGCUGACAUUUACGUUGAUAACGCAGAACAAUGGUUUAUACAAUUGAAAAAAAAUCCUCCGAAUACAAUGCAUUUGCUUCGCGUGCUCGCACAUGAGAUCAGUCACGCUCUAGGAUUAGAGCACAGCACCUGUAAGGAUGCAGUAAUGUAUGCUUAUGGUUCUAGUCUAGAGCCGUAUCCCGUGGAAUUGUCUAUUGAUGACACACUAGCUAUUCAGAAUUUAUACGGAGCCAAGAACAAUGAGGUUGUGAAUGAAAUAGCUACGACGACUACGACGAUAAAACCCACUGAACAAAUUCCCGAAUACUUAAAUAUAUGUGAUGCGCCGUAUAUAGAUAAUAUGUUGUUAUUAGAGAAUAAAAUGUUUAUUACGUACAAACAAUAUGCAUGGUCAAUGGAUAUAGAGGAUAAAAAAUAUAGCAAAUCAAUCGUAUUGGCAGAUUAUAUGACUUUUCUUCCCAAAAAUGUCUCCAUAACGGCGGCGUAUCAAAGAGCCUCAGGUGAUAUUGUAUUAUUUGUGAGAAAUAAAAUUUUCUUACUUGAGUAUCCCAGUUUUACCCUGAAAUCUGGUUGGCCAAAAAAUAUCACGAAUAUAGGCUUAUCCUCGGACGCGGAAAUCAUUACCGUAAUAAAUACUAACAAGGGAAGAACUUAUAUUAUUUUUAAUGAAAACAACGUAGCCGAGAUAAAUGAAUGCACUAUGAGCGUAGUUAAAUAUUUUGCAUUGCAAACGAUAUUUCCUGGGAUUUCAAUCACUGUCCAAUCGGCUUUUCGCUAUGUCGACGGUCAUAUUUAUUUUUUCGAUAAGAAACAUUUUUAUAAAUUUAACGAAUUCACAAAAACCGUUGUAAUGGCUGGUAGAUUUAAUUUAAUGCUGUUCGGUGUCGAAUGUCCGAAAAAUGGAAUAAUACAACAGUUACGCGAUUUUCUAAAUCGACUUAUUGAAGAUAAUUCCUCGCCAAAAAAAAAACCACCUAUAAUGAUAAAGAAUGAGAAAUGUAUGAUAAAGAAUGAGAAAUGAAUUUUUUUUUUAUUUUUUUAUACAUGGGAAAAUCCUCAUGGAUACCUCCUCCUUCCCGAGGUGGAAGGAGGGGUUAUGUCGGACUCUUACCGGCUAAAACCCCAUGAUAGUACUACGUUUUUUAGUUUUAGCAGUACCCCGUCUAGUUUUUUAGACAAAUCUACUGUAACUUGCAAUCCUUCGUUAGUAUAUGUAUAACGAUCCAGCUAGCAACAUCGUACAAGGAUGUAUUCGCUCCCAAGUGAAGAACAUAUUUGUGUCGACUAUGAAAAUGAAGGCUCGCAAAAGAAGAAGCGAACGUUCAGCGCCAAAAAUGUUGACAACAUUCCUUCGGAGCAGGAGAGCAGCGAGAAUCGAAACGCAAAGAGAAGAAGAAAUGAUAACGAUACGGAACAGGAAAGUGGCAGCGAUGAGAUCAGAAAAAUUACACGUUCCUUCGGAUAUUAGAGAGAAGAUACCUCCUAACAAAAACAGGGUAUAAAUAUAUAGACAUUGGCAUUGUCGUGAACACCCCAUUCGCCCGAUACGUGGAAGGCUUUAGUCGAUCAAAAACGCCUUGUGAUGUCACACCUACACUCGAGCAACGACGAUGAGUCACAAUCUCAAUCCCGAAUGUAUAUUGGAAACUUUACAUUGCGAUUUGGUAAAUUGAAUAAUGUUCCACUGCUACGAAUUGAGACACCGACAGCCCGUCUAGCAUUAUCUAAAAGUACCGUCUAUAACAUGUUUAAUUUGGAACAUUGCGUAAACCGCUUGAUUUAUUCGCUGACCGCAAUAACUGCGAACGUUGAUGCGAAAUUAUCGCGAUUUCUCUCGAUCGCGUCUACUGUUUCCGAUCAUGCUAAUAUUUCGAAAGCUAUUCGCGAAUAUGAAUCUUAUGAUAAAAACGACAUUGUUGAAUGUGAGUUGCUAGCUUUAUACUUUGGUUCUUUUUAUGACAAUUGAAACAGUGAAAGAAAUAAAUGUAUUCAAAAACAAAGAAAAAACUAUUAUAAAUUAUUGUACUAUGAAAUAAUAA
Messenger RNA from Solenopsis invicta (red fire ant), 6767 nucleotides. Its product is annotated as matrix metalloproteinase-2. Gene Ontology annotation, molecular function: metalloendopeptidase activity; zinc ion binding. Lineage: Eukaryota; Metazoa; Arthropoda; Insecta; Hymenoptera; Formicidae. The record is from RefSeq and is a predicted model, not a curated record. Gene Ontology annotation, cellular component: extracellular matrix. The coding region runs from base 4157 to 5749 and encodes 530 amino acids. Gene Ontology annotation, biological process: extracellular matrix organization; collagen catabolic process; proteolysis. The transcript has 2 exons.